AUGGUACAUAAUUGUGCAAUAAUAAGUUGUCCACUUCAUAACCGACGAAAUAUACGCAAAGGACUUCUUUUUCAUUCAUUUCCUGUUGAUCAACAUCGAUUUGAAUUAUGGCGUCAAACUGUAAUCAAUCAUUGUUCCCAAACACUUUCGCUCAAUAGACAUUCGAAAAUUUGCUAUCGACAUUUCCAUCCAGACGACUACAUUGCCAAUCACACUGGAUUGACACGAUAUCUAAAAGCAACGGCUAUCCCGACGAUUUUUACUGAAACAAAACCCAAUUCGAAUUUGUCCGAUGAUCACAAUCACGUUAUCACAUUACUACCAGAUUUGGGUAUCAAUCGAAAGGUACCGAUACAGACGGCCACAUCGUCAUCUCUGCCAAUAUUACCCUCGAAUUCAUCGUCGUCAGAAGCGACAUCAUCAACACUUACUGAUACCAAAGCCAAGCGACUUCUGAGUACAAUAGAUAAAUUACAUCAAAUUCAAAAUGCAAAUAAGAGUAUUACGACAUCGAAACUAGGUUUUGAACGUAAACAAACAGAACAGGAUGAAGUUGAUCAUAAUCUUUCCUCGGAUGAUUCAGUGCAAUUAUCCCAAGUAUCUACGAUCGAUCAUAAGAGUCUAAAUCAAAAAUAUCAAACAGCAACUCAUGAAUCACACCAACAAUCUUCUCGGGAGUCAGAUUUCUAUCGAAGCACACAACAUGCCGCGAUAUCGACGCCCAAAACUUAUCUUGAAGACGCUCUAUUCAAAUUUCUUGAACAAGCAAAUCUUUUACAAUACUAUUCAGCUUUUAUUGAACAAGGUUUCAGUCGUUUUCGAACAAAACAUCGAACUAUAUCGGUCAAUUUUUUAGGCGGUGAUGAUCUCAAACAACUUGCAGAAGCGCAGAAUGAUGAUUUCCAAGAGAUCAUUACUCUUGUUGGAAUGGCAUCGAAACCACUACACAUAAAACGAUUUAAAAAAGCCCUGGAUGAUUACCGACAGUCGAUGGGUGAGAUUGAAGUCAAUCAUCCCUAUUCACCAAGUGCACGAGAAUCAUCAUCUGAUCGACAUUCGAUAGCAACGAACAAUUCAAUGAAACUUCUCAAUCAUAUAUCGUCAGAGUGGAGUACAAUGGAUACGUGUAAAACCAGCAAUACUCACCAACUAUUGGAUGACAGCCAGCGAAAAUUGAUUGCUGACGAAGCGGAACGGUUGGCGAAGUUGUUACCAUUGACAGCAAUGAAACAAUCCAAUGGACGAAGCAAUAUUUCAAAAGAUUUACUUACAACAAUGAACUUACCAAGAGAUUUUGAAGAUCGUUGGCAACGUAUUCGAAAAUACUCAGCGAUUUAUAAUCGAUUCGAUUCGAAGAAGCCAAACGAACUCCUGAGUUUAAAUGAAAUCUUAAUCAAUGAAGCAGCAGCUGCUAUCUGUUUUCAUCGGCCAGAAUUUCUAACUCGUCGCGAUGAGUUAUUGCACCUAACUCGACGUGUUCUUCAAAAUAUUGGCAUGACGAACAAUAAUAUUCUCAAACGACCAUUAACUGUGCUGACAUGCGAUACAACACCAGCCAAGCAAUUGAAACUAAAUAUACCGUUAACAAAGCCAACGACCCGGCAAAGAGAUCCAGAUACCUUUCGAUUGAUGUGGCAUAAUCGUGAAGCGAAAGUUGAACAAAUUCCCAUUGAAAUUGAAGCACUUCGUUGUGAGCAGAAUAAACUAUUACAACAAUUAAAACAAAACACAAUGGAUCCAGCAUCGUCAUCGCUUGAGAAUGGUAACAUAAAAAAACAAAUCGAUGAAAUAAGCAAAAAAAUCGAACAACUCAGCGAUGAAGAGAAAAAUUUACGAAGAUUAAUUCGAAAAAAGAAUAUGCGUCUUCGUGCUAAAGAACGGCAACAACAGAAACUACACGAGUCGGAAAAUCAUUCAUCAACCCUCCAAGAUUCGAUGGCACCUAUUCUACCAAUAAUUCCACCAGUGCUUUCAUUUGCGGAUGAGUUCGAACAAAAUCAGCAAGCAUCCUCAAAGUCAAUGCCCGAUUCCGUCAACAAUGACGCUUUUCAAACCAUCAGUAUCAAAGAGGAAAAGGUUGAACCAUCAACAAAUCUUUCGUCUCCGAUUUUAAAAUCAAGACAAGAUAUCUCAAGCACUAGCUGUUUAACUAGAUCCAUCGAACAACGUCGGGAAGAAAUUUAUGAUCGAACGAUUUUAUUCAAUCAGAAAUUAAAUACUACGAUGGAUCGACCCAUUCGUUCGACGCAACGACAACAAUCAUCGCCCAUAACAAACCUUCAGUCUGUGUUUACUACUAAUUUACAUACCGAUAGUCAAGCUGAUCAUUUACCAAUUAUUGAAAACGAACAAGAAAUUAUCGAAAGCAAAAGCUUCAUUCAUAAUCUAGAUUUUAAUAUUGAUAUUCUUAAAGGGAAGGAAUAA
This is a messenger RNA of Adineta ricciae, 2424 nucleotides long. Lineage: Eukaryota; Metazoa; Rotifera; Eurotatoria; Adinetida; Adinetidae. The record is from the annotation of a GenBank genome assembly.